UGCUCUUGCUCCAAUCCCCCCUUUUAUUAAGUAUACCCAGACAAGGCAGGUUUGAUUACUAGACAAUACCGCAAUCAUGGGUUACACCGAGCUUGAUCAAUUGGCCAUCAACACCAUCCGGCUUCUUGCGGUUGAUGCCACCGCAAAGGCGAACUCCGGUCACCCCGGUGCCCCUAUGGGCAUGGCCCCGGUGGCCCACGUUCUCUUCAACAAGUUCAUGAAGUUCAACCCCAAGAACCCCGAAUGGGCUAACCGUGACCGAUUUGUCCUCUCCAACGGCCACGGCUGCAUGCUCCAAUAUGCUCUCCUCCACCUUUUCGGAUACGGCAUCUCCAUGGAUGACCUCAAGGCGUUCCGUCAACUCGACAGCAUUACUCCUGGUCACCCUGAGGCUCACGACACACCCGGUAUUGAGGUGACCACUGGUCCCCUCGGUCAGGGUUUCGCCAACGCUGUUGGUCUGGCUAUUGCCCAGGCUCACAGCGGUGGUGUCUUCAACAAACCCGGAUACAACCUCUUCGACAACUACACAUACUGCUUCUUCGGCGAUGGCUGUGCUAUGGAGGGUGUUGCCAGUGAGGCCGCUUCUACUGCUGGUCACUUGAAGCUCGGAAACCUCAUUGCCAUCUAUGAUGACAACCACAUUUCUAUCGACGGUGACACCAAGUGUGCUUUCACCGAAGACGUCACUAAGCGCUUUGAGGCCUACGGCUGGCACGUCGUUUGGGUUAAGGACGGUGACAACGACCUCGAGGGCAUCGAGGCUGCUAUCAAGGAGGCCCAGGCCGUCAAGGACAAGCCCUCCAUGAUCCGCCUGACUACCACCAUCGGUUUCGGUUCUAAGCUCCAGGGUACCGGCGGUGUCCACGGUAACCCUCUCAAAGCCGACGACAUCGAGGGUGUCAAGAAGCGCUUCGGCUUCGAUCCCGCCCAGAGCUUCGUCGUCCCUCAGCAGGUCUAUGACCUUUACCACAAACACGCCGAAGAGGGUGCUGCCCAGGAGCAGGAAUGGAACCAGCUCCUCCAGAAAUACGCCGGCGAAUACCCCAACGAGCACGCCGACCUUACCCGCCGUCUCUCCGGCAAGCUUCCUGAGGGAUGGGAGAAGUCGCUUCCUGUUUACAAGCCUUCUGACCCCGCUAUUGCCUCCCGCAAGCUGUCUGAGGCUGUCCUUGAGAAGAUCCACUCGGUCAUCCCAGAACUUUUGUCUGGUUCCGCCGAUCUGACUGGCUCCAACAACACCCGCUGGAAGAACGCUGUUGACUUCCAGCCACCCGAGUACGGCAUUGGUGAGUGGUCUGGCCGCUACCUCCGUUACGGUGUCCGUGAGCACGCCAUGGCUGCUAUCAUGAACGGUCUUGCUGCAUACGGUACCGUCAUCCCUGCCGCCGGUACUUUCCUGAACUUCGUUUCCUACGCUGCUGGUGCUGUCCGUCUGUCCGCCCUCUCUCGCGUUCGUGCCAUUCACGUCGCUACCCACGACUCCAUUGGUCUGGGUGAGGACGGCCCUACCCACCAGCCUAUCGAGACUCUCGCUCAUUUCCGUGCUCUUCCCAACUGCAUGGUCUGGCGCCCUGCUGAUGGUAACGAGACCAGUGCUGCUUACUAUUCUGCCCUGACUGCUAAGCACACUCCCUCCAUCCUGGCUCUUACCCGUCAGAACCUGCCCCAGCUUGAGAACUCAAGCAUUGAGGCUGCUCUCAAGGGUGCUUACCCUGUCUUCGAGGCUGCUGACGCCAAGGUUACCAUCAUCUCCACUGGAUCCGAAGUCAGUAUCUGUAUCGACGCUGCCAAGUACCUGCAGGAAAAGCACGGCGUCGUGGCCCGUGUCGUCUCUAUUCCUUGCUUCGAGGUCUUCGAUGCUCAGGACAAGGAGUACAGACUCAAGGUCCUCCCCGACGGCAUCCCCAUUUUGUCUGUCGAGGUCUGCUCCACCAUGGGUUGGGAGCGCUACUCUCACGAGCAGUUCGGUCUGAACCGCUUCGGUGCCUCUGGUCCCUACAAGGAGGUCUACGCCAAGUUCGAGUUCACUCCUGAGGGUAUUAGCAAGCGCGCCCUUGCCACCAUUGACUUCUAUAAGGGUGUUCCCGUUCGGUCGCCCAUCAACCGCGCUUUCCAGCAGAUCCUGUAGACGUCUCGUUCUAGCGUCAUGACUCGCUUGCAUUUUCCUUCGACAUCUUUCCUUGCUAACGAGUAUUACAUGGGUUAUGGGGUGGCCAUACGGAGAGAAACUCCGAAUGCGUGGCACACUUGGUUUAAUGUCCUACGAAUUUCCUUUUGAGAAGAAUAAAAGCCACCAUUGAACUUAUUUCAAGGUCUGGCCAUCUCUGAUAUUUUUAGACAUCUGCGAAAAGAAUACCAUCUAUCUGUUCAUAUUUGCUCUCGGUCUUGAAUACUUCUGGCUGAAAGCUUAUGCGCAUCCAGGAGUGAGUAACUGACGUAGUUUGACCUUUGGGUGUUGGUUUAUAUCCCGUUAUCAGAUCACCUAGUUUGGGUCCUAAAUCCUCAAUCCUCUCAUAAUAUAGGACACGGAGUAUAAAAGUAUAGUGAAAUAGAUAAUCACAGGAGAAAUUCAGUUGAUAUGGUAUUCUU
This is a messenger RNA of Aspergillus nidulans FGSC A4, 2592 nucleotides long. RefSeq names its product transketolase TKL1 (gene tktA). The transcript is spliced from 6 exons. The coding region runs from base 77 to 2131 and encodes 684 amino acids. Gene Ontology annotation, molecular function: transketolase activity. Lineage: Eukaryota; Fungi; Ascomycota; Eurotiomycetes; Eurotiales; Aspergillaceae. The record is from RefSeq and is a predicted model, not a curated record. Gene Ontology annotation, biological process: pentose-phosphate shunt.